AUGGCGCGUCGAGAAGCGUACGCUGACAUACGCGGUGUCGAAGAUGAGUUUGCAAAAACCACCAUCGCUGAUGUGAAGGAGGAGCGAAAAGACAGCAGUGCCCCAAAUGGACCUCAUGGGAAGAGAAAGUCGGUCACGAUAGCCAUGGCCGUCGUCCGUACGUAUCGAACCCGACGCAGCUUUCAGCCAAGAGGGCAAAUUCGCUGACACUAGUUUCACACGCCACAGCAGGCGAUGCGCCUGGAUACACAUCACUCUCAACGAACGCCCUACCGCCGAGCCCAGCAGAGCCAGCGACAAAUCCUGCUACAUCGGAGGAGUCCACUAGACGCAUCAAGAGAAAAUCCGGCAGGGGUGAUUUGAGCUGGCACAGGAAGAAAGGUCGACCUCCAUCUCCUUAUCCCAGUCCUCCGAAUACGAGUGACAACGGAAUGUCUGAUGACAUUUCAACUGGUCCGCCGCUAUCCUUCCCGUACAGCUCAAUGCGACCAGCCACCAUGCACGCGAUACCAGCUGAGGCCGGCUUGUUCUUUUCCGAUCAUGCAGAUGCGCACCGUGAGUACUUUGGAGCCCCAAAGCGCAAGGCUUCGGGUUUAUUCAGGAAUUUCAACGGAGAUUCUCACGUAGCGGCCAAUGGCACGAGAAACGCUUUUGCUGCUGCGGGCGAGCGCUCGGAGCAAAGAUCCUCCAUCUUCAGCACCUUUACCAGGCAAUUCAGAAGCAAGAGCUUAGGUGCCUUUGGCUUGAGUAGCAAAAGGAAACGAGAAGCAGAUGAGCCGUUUGAAGGUCCGACAGCGAGUAAGAGGCGAAGCAAACUGAGCAUCAGCCAUACAAGGGAUUACAGAGCCCAUGACAUUGAUGAGUUCUCCGGGAGCAAUAUCAACGCAGCAGAUGUCGACGCUGAAUCACAAAUGGGAGCAGAGGAGACUUUUGAGGGCAAUGCAGAAGGCAGUGCAGAAGGCAAGAGGAACACACGCGUCUUCACGCACAGACCGCGGAGGAGGACUGUCACGACGACACUCCCGUCAGGCCAGUCUAUCGAUCCUGAUGUUGCUUACCGUCGUCCAUCACCAGUCUUCCGAGAUGCCGCAGAGGAGAGCAGACACCGCAACAAUGAUGCCAUGGCGGCGCUGGAAGGAAGAACCCGGAUGGUUGAGCACAUCGACGAGGAAACGCCCGAAUAUAGAAGCUUCGCGCGCCGGUACAAGUCUUCAAAAUUCGCGGCUGCAAACGAACGGGAAGAGAUGAUGACCUUUGACGGCUUGCAAAAGAAACACAAAAGCGUGCUACCCGCUUUCACCUUCGAGACUGCACCUAGAUUCAAUCCUCUCAAUGACCCAGAAGUCGAGUCUGCUGGUCCGCCAGAGCCCAAGAGGCCGGAGACUAUGCCAGCUCAACAUGCGAAACGCACGCGAACAGAUGAGUUUCCUUUCAUCGCAGGCUCCGAGAAGCUUUCUGGAUGGCAAAAGCAGGCUAUGGAGGGAAGCGUGUCCGAGCGGAAGGACAUGAAUACGUACGACGCCAUGGACGUAGACUAUGAGGUCGACUGGCGUGGUAACAAACGGACUGUCAGCAGCUACAUCCUGGCAGCCGAGGACAAUAUUUGGCCCGAGCAGCAGGAGGAUGUGGACGAGGCAUUAUGA
Messenger RNA from Lecanosticta acicola, 1643 nucleotides. Lineage: Eukaryota; Fungi; Ascomycota; Dothideomycetes; Mycosphaerellales; Mycosphaerellaceae. The record is from the annotation of a GenBank genome assembly.